GCCCAUCCAUCCAUGACUUGUGUUUCUUCUGCCACUUCUAUCUGCUUCUGCUUCCCUCUUCCUUUUCUUCCUUCUCUCGUCAUUCCUCUCUGCUCAUCUCUCUUCCACCUCGUCCCGACGACAACCUCACCUGCCUCUCCUCGACAGACCGAUCAAUCCCCUUUCGCGACAACCGUCAAGUCAACCCCAACACCGCAAAAAUGGCCCAGGUUCAGGAGUUCACCAUGCAGGAUGUUGCUGAGCACAACACCAAGAACGACAUGUACCUCGUAGUCCACGACAAGGUCUACGACUGCACCAAGUUCCUCGACGAGCACCCUGGUGGUGAGGAGGUCAUGCUCGACGUCGCUGGCCAGGACGGCACCGAGGCUUUCGAGGAUGUCGGCCACAGUGACGAAGCCCGGGAAGCCCUCGACAAGCUCUACGUCGGUGAGCUGAAGCGCAUGCCUGGCGAGGAGGGCCCCAAGCGCACUAUCGUCAACUCGAACCAGAGCACCGGCAAGGAUUCGACCAGCCUCGGCCUCGGCCUGUACGCUGUGGUCGUCGCCGGUGGCUUCUUCGCCUACCUGGGAUACCAGUACCUCCAGAACCAGGCCGAGGCUCAGGCUGCCCAGGCCUCCGCAUGA
Molecule: messenger RNA, 626 nt
Organism: Fusarium falciforme
Lineage: Eukaryota; Fungi; Ascomycota; Sordariomycetes; Hypocreales; Nectriaceae
Product: Cytochrome b5 heme-binding domain-containing protein
Exons: 3
Coding region: 201-626 (141 amino acids)
Cellular component (GO): intracellular membrane-bounded organelle; endoplasmic reticulum membrane
Molecular function (GO): heme binding
Source: RefSeq, a predicted model, not a curated record